UGGAUAUUAUUUCACCUCCCCGCUCCCUCAUUUGCUCCUGUUGUCUAUCACCCUCUGUCUCUUCUACCGUCACUAUUGGUGGCCCACUAAGUGUCAGUAAUAGCUUUAUAGAGAACAGGUGAGAAGGAACAGGUGAGAAGUAAGAGGUAAUAAGCUAAGCUGGUCGACUAUCCAACAAUCUGGACGUACAACUAAACUCUGUCACAAAGCCAAACAAAUCCAUGUUAAAUGCAUAAUUAUUGUUAAUCGUCAUUUUACUUUCCAUUAUUUUCUUAAGAUUAUAAUGUGAAACCAAGAGGGGGUUUUUUUCCAUCCAUCCAUCUAUCCUAACGAAAACAGCCGACGAUUUUGUAUGUUAUCAACACCAAAACCCUGAGCUCCCUUGUAAAUAAAUACAAACCAAUUUCAAAAACGAAAACGAGGCUACUUAUUAAAAGAUGACUAUUUCAUUCAGUUUUAAAACCUAGAGAUUUCAACUUCACCUUUUUUCCCCCACUCCAACGGAUACAUUAUAAUUUCAUGACACAAACCGCAACAACUAUGUCAAACAAAAAGUUUGAAUCAAAUAUUUAAAUAAGUCGCACCUGAGUUUCAGUCGUGCGCAUUUUCAACCAAGAAUUUCAUAAUUCAUCGUAAAAGAAUACUUUUACAUUUUAAAUCUCACUUUGCUUACAUGAUUUUGUUUGUUGGUUCCGACCGCGAAGGUGUUACACUGAGAGAGACUCAUAUUUUAUUUUAAUAACUGCUAUUUCUUUUAUCCUCAUUUGAAAUGUUCUUACCUCAAAUCUAACAUUUGUUUUUUCACUGAAACUGUUCUCCAGAAAAUGCAGAUAUGUCUUUGAGAAGUUACAGUGCGUUCGGAUCAAACUUUAAGAACCGGCAUAACUUUGCAAAUUCAAGUAAUAGAUCAAGCUAUUCAAGCAUCCAUUCUUAUACCAAGUCGGAACAGUAUUGGUGGAAUUAUACAGACAAUGCAAAAGGUACUAAUUUCCAAAGAGCUGUUUCGGGAGACAAACGACCACGAUUUGAAGACGACACAUGGGACUUGGCGGAUUCUUUAGCUGACCUUUACCUUAAGGUGAAUGAAGAGAACAUUGCUACAGCAAGCAAAUUUACCGUUUGUAAAGAUCCGGUUAACGAUAUCGAUGUAAAGAAAUGGAUCGAAGAGGAUACCAGCCAUGGUUUCAUCCGAGUUUUUGUUCCAAAUGGAAACAUCAACAGCUCCCGUCUUGUUCCGUGUAAUUUAAGUACCAACACACAGCGAAUAUGUGCCCAGUGCGGUGUUGCACAUAGUUCGUUGCAUGUUCAAUUCAAUGGAGAUAUCAUUGCAAGAAUGGAAUCCACCGAUCAUCCGUUGGCCAUUCAAAAUGAAUUUCUUGGAAACCUUGGUUACACGGAACCCAGAAAGAUUCAAGAAGAAGGAUACAAUCCAGAUCUGUCUUAUCUCAUUAAAUUCUAUCUAGGGAAACCCGUGCAGGAUAGUACUUUCACCAAAGCUCAAUUGUCUUCCGUAAUUUUAGUCAGAAAAGGAAAACUCAUCUAUCAAUGGGUGCAGCGAUUGUGUGCCAUUUCUGGCACCCGCCUUUUUAUUCACAGAGAUAAGUUUCCUUCCUCGAAAAAAUCAAUAAUGCAACUGGCCAAAGGUUAUGUGGAGGAAGUGAAAUUCAAAGACCAUCCAAAUGUCCUCAAACUGACAAUUACAUUACACGGUGAAAGGUCAAUCUACCUGUCUUUCACCAACACAAUCACAUAUAGUAAGUGGCUUAAAAGAGUUCAAAAGGCAACAGCUAAACUUCCAACCAAGGCAGACUUAUCCAAAUGCAAUUUAGAAUUUCUACCAGACACCAUUUUUAUUAAUGAAGAUCUGAGGACUCUAAACCUGCGACAUAACGUCUUAAAAGAACGACCUCUUGAAGAAGACAUUCACACUAUGGGUUGGUUGGAUGAUUUACCCAGGUUUCGCUAUUUGACUAGUUUGAACCUCGCAAACAACGAUUUGAAAUCAUUUCCUUCCGCAUUAUGUAGCAUGCAGAGUUUGACUGAAUUGAAUUUGGCCUCAAACAAAUUGGAAGAGAUUCCACCAUCAAUAGCUGACUUAACCAGGUUACAAGUGUUGCGACUACACAACAACCACCUUACAACACUACCUGAAGAAAUGGGCAGUAUGAAACAGUUAUCAGUUCUAAUUCUGGCCUUCAAUUAUUUCACAACUGUACCAUCAGUGCUGUUACGUAUUCACAACAUUUCUGACACAAUGGAGAGUAUCAUUAUGGCAGGAAACUACAUCGAACGCCUUCAGGGCAACCUUCUAAAUCAAAUGAAACUGGUGAAAAAGAUUGACUUUCGUUUCAAUAGACUAACACUGAUGCCCAGUGAAAUUGCAAAGUUCCAAUGUUUGGAAUUCAUGAGUCAUCUGGACAUCAGGGAUAACAGCAUUGAGGAUUUGGACAUACGAGCCUUGAAAGGGUUAGUCUAUAUUAACUGUGAACGUAAUGGGAUGCGAAGCUUACAGCUGAGUGGAGUUGCUUUGAAGUACAUGUAUGCCAAGGACAAUGAGCUUACUACUUUGAACAUCACACCCAAACCGGAAUGGCUUGUGGAGAUGGACCUUUCGCACAACAAAAUCCGUGACCUCCCCACCUGGAUUGCUGAGUGUUUCUUCAUGGCAAGACUGGAAGUUAGUCAUAACAUGCUACAUCGCUUGCCCAUUCUGAUAUUUACAACAGCCCAAAAGCUACAAGAUCUUCGAGCCCAUCACAAUUGUAUACGCCGACUGCCAUCAACUGUUACAAACAACUCUUUGACCAUGUUACAACUUCAACACAAUUAUAUUGAAGAGUUACCUCAUGACUUCCUUGUCAAUGCUAACAAACUUAAAUAUUUGAACCUGUCAAAGAAUGUACUGGUGAAUCUUCCAAGUCCAAACAGCAAUGAAUCAUUGAACAGAUUACAACAUCUCUUCCUGACAGCUAACAGACUACAUGAUGAUGUAUUCCUUGUCAUCAGUAAUUUCCCUCGACUCAAGAGACUUCACUUAGCUCAAAAUUUCCUCACAGACAUUCCUGACAGCACCCUUUCCAAGCUUGAAGCUCUUGAAGAACUGAAUAUCUCUUCAAACAAUCUGUCACAUUUCCCAUCAUCUUUAUGUAGACAUAAAAAACUGCAGAUUUUGAGAGCAAAUUGUAAUCGAAUUCGAGAAUUACCAGCUUUCAAAGAGGCUACAGAACUGAAGGUUUUGGAAGUUGGCUUUAAUCAGCUCUUUGACAUCCCCAUGAGCAAUCUUGUAAAUUCUCAUGUUAAUCUCUUGGAUAUUUCUGGUAACCCAAACAUCACUUUCAACACAACAGCAUUGCAAGAUCUCACGCAAAGGAAACGUGUGUGCCUUGUUGAUAUGAGAGGGCCUAAUCGGCCUCAAGAGCAAACUGAAGAAAGCUCAGAUGCUGAGAAGCCAAACCCAUGGCAGAGUGGAUUCUCACAAACUUCUGGGAUGAGAAAUAAAUUGUGUGUAGCAAUUCUGAACAAACCAAAAUUUAACAAAAAUGGUGAAGAUGGACUUUUCGGAAUCUUUGAUGGUGGCAGAAAUGAUGAAGUUGCCCGAACUUUGACAGAGAUCAUGGCAGAGACCCUUCUGGAAGAAUUAUAUAGUCCACUGCUGGUUCCAGGUGGAACAAGUUACAUGAAGUAUGCUUUGCUCAGUUGUCACAGGAAACUUAAAUCCGUUGGACAGAAAAUUGGUGCCUCAGUUGCAAUCUGUCAUAUAAAAAAAUUACCAGAAUCUAAUGAAAAAAUCCCGCAGUAUUGUUUGACAGUGGCCAAUGUUGGUAUGGUACAGGUGGUUCUUUGUCGAAAUGGUCAAGCAAUGCGGCUAACUCACCAAUUUGCAGUUGAGUCUGACCGAUCUGAGUGUAUGAGAAUUCAAAAAUCUGAUGGAAUUGUUACAGAAGAUGGCCUGGUCAAUGGAAUCACACCUUGUACACGACUGAUUGGUUGCAGUUAUCUCUACCCUCAACUCAUUCCAAAGCCACACAUUCGCAGUAUAAAACUCCAACAUGACGACCAGUUCGUCAUAAUAGCUAAUCAAGAAUUGUGGAAAUACAUCAGCAUUGAGGAAGCUGUCAGCCAGAUCUCUCCAUUCCAAGAUCCAGUAGUAAGUGCCAAAGUAUUACAAGAUCUUGCUCAAGGAUACGGUGCCACAGAGAACCUGUGCGUUGUUGUUAUAAACUUAAAACCAUUACAGAUUUCUCCAUUUAGUCCAACUCCAUCACAGGUAUUUAACUUCCCACAGUUAUAUAACAACAACGUUGGGGAGCUCACACCAAAGUUGUGGCAUAACAAAACACUAAGAGAUGCACUUCCUAGCAACAAUUCUAGUGCCUUGUGUUCCAUUGCAGAAAGUGAAGAAUCAGAUGAAAGUAAAAAUUCAACAUUGGAGAGAAAGAAAAAAAAGACUGACUCAAAAGAUACUGAAAACGAGAUUUCAUUGAACUCUCAUCUUGCAUCUCAAAUUGGCAGUGAAACAACGAGCAUUUAUGAAUGGGAAGAACUUUUACAGAGAAAACUUGCCAAAGAGGUGAAAAGCAAAGAAGUUUAUGCCGAGCUAAAAAAACUAGAAAAGGCAGCAAAGGAAGAGAUAGCGAGCAAAGAUAGAGAAACUGAACCAACAUCUGGAAAUAGUAGGUCAACAGUUGUUAAAAACAUUAAAAAAAAUGCAGAUCAAGUAGAGACUGAAUCUGAUACAAAGACAUCCACUGACCAAAGUGAAACGUCUACAGAAUUAAGGGAAGAUUGUCUGUACGACAUUCCACCUGGAAUUGACCGUGAUGCUAUUUUAUUUUACAAGAUGCAAAUGGCACGUUUCAAUAGUGGAAAGAGUGGGAGCUUGAGUUCUGUGCAGUCUGUGCCAAUGUAUAGCUCCCUUGAAAAUAUGUUUCCACCCAAUAUUCCUUCACAGAGUAUUGAGGUGCUAGUGAGAGACAUGCCUAAAAUUACUCAACCAAUAGUCAGAGAUAAUUCUAAACCCAAGCAAAACUCUGUCUUCAGAAAGAAAGUCAGCAAAAGCAAGUACCAUAUAAAUGAAAAAGAGCAGCCAAAAACUGAUCCAACACCAAGUACAAGGACAGCAGCAAAUCCUGGAACAUCACAUCCAGUAAAUUAUAUAAAACCAUCUAGCAAGACAAGUUCAGAGACACAGUCAAACUCUAGCAAUGAUGAAAGUAAUUCUAAAAGUACGUCAUCAAAUCCUGGAACAUCACAUUCAAUAAGUUACAUAAAGCCAUUUAGCAAGACAAGUUCAGAGACACAGUCAAACUCUAGCAAUGAGGAAUGUAAUUCUAUAAGUACAUCAUCAGAUCCAGAAACAAACCUUACAAUAAUUCAUGUAAAAUCAUCUAGCACAAGCUCAGAAUUACAUUCUAAUUCUAGCAACAAUGAAAGUAAUUCUACAGACAGUAGAGACAAUGAUGGAGAUUACACUGGCAGCAUUAUCAUAUCUUACCUUUGAUAAAAUGUCAACCAUGUUUACGCUCUACUAUACAGACUGCUGUAUACCAAAUAUGCAACAGAUGUUGAGACUGCUGGUAGGUUAAAAAGAAAUAUCAACCAACACUUCAAUUCAAUACAUUCCUUAUUGUUUCAAAUAUAUAACUAUAGGGGUGAUAAAGAAAAUUACAAAACCCUGUCUAAAGUGAGUAUAUAUAUUAGAAGAGUCAUACUGGUUACAGUAGGGCUUGUAAAUAUAAUCACCAGAUAUGAUUAACUGCAGGUUUUGGUGAUUAUUUUUGUAAGCUUUCCUGUAAUCAGUAUAGCCUUCCCAAAAUAUAAGAAUAUUAACUUCAUAUGUGUGGGUGAACACACAGGCACAGACAUUGUCGACAUUCCAUGGCUGCACUUACCACUGUUUUUGUACAUCAUAUCUGGUCACUCUGUGCUUUCAUAAAACUGAAAUAAAGAAUUUCUUUUACUCAUAAAACAUAGACUUUCGAUAGUAAAGGAGUCUGAACAUAUAAUCUUGCCUCAAAUAGGACCCCAUCGAACCCAUGCUAGCAUGGUAAAACAAAUAUGAAACAAAUGGAUUAGUGAACAUGCAUGUAUUUAUAUACAUACACAAAUAUAAUUUUAGUUUUAAAUUACGCAAAUUACCUUGGCCAAAAAUGUACGAAAGCCUUUUUUGUAUAUGGAAGAAUGUAUAAACCUGAUCUAGAUACAAACUAAGACUAGGGUAUGCUGGUGGGAAUGAAACAAUGCACCUGUGAUUGUCCAUGGCUUCAAACAACGAUACAAAAAUCAGAGUGUCUUUUCCCUGCCAUGAUAAGUGUAAACGAUUGAGAAUUUAUUCCCAGUUACUCAAAGUUGUCUCCUCUUUACCCUCAGAACAUACAUACAUAUACACAUACAUACAUACAUACAUAUACACAUACAUACAUACAUAUACACAUACAUACAUCUUUUGUCUGGAUGUUUUUUUUAUGUCAAAUUAUCGUUAUUAUACAAUGAUAUAUACGAACUAGCGACUUGGUUGUUAUAAUCACAACAGUGUGACUGUUAUACACUUUGACCUUCUACAGAUUCCUGUAACAUUCAAUAACAGUUAAAGACAGGAUGGUAAUGCUAAAUUUCGCAAAUCUGUAGCACUCCCAGAAAUGUAAUCAAAUAACUGUCCCAGUAUAAUCCAGCACCUAUGUUCUUUACAAGUUGAACUGACCUUAAACAACUAAACUUUGUUAGUUGCUCAGCCAAAUGUAACCACCAUGCAUAAUCAUGUAUCGAUACAUCAACGACUUUCUUCUCAACUUUUGUAAUACAUCAAAUAAAUUUGGUUAUAUAUAUAUAAAUUAUUUAAUCAAUUAAAGCAUUAUUCUUUGUUA
Molecule: messenger RNA, 6863 nt
Organism: Octopus bimaculoides (California two-spot octopus)
Lineage: Eukaryota; Metazoa; Mollusca; Cephalopoda; Octopoda; Octopodidae
Product: PH domain leucine-rich repeat-containing protein phosphatase 2
Cellular component (GO): cytoplasm
Molecular function (GO): protein binding
Source: RefSeq, a predicted model, not a curated record